Molecule: messenger RNA, 363 nt
Organism: Dothidotthia symphoricarpi CBS 119687
Lineage: Eukaryota; Fungi; Ascomycota; Dothideomycetes; Pleosporales; Dothidotthiaceae
Exons: 2
Coding region: 1-363 (120 amino acids)
Source: RefSeq, a predicted model, not a curated record
AUGCCUUACGCGGUGCCGGGAACCGCUGGGUUAGGACCAGGAAUACUCAGUGACUACAGAUCGUCUUCGUUAAGAACCUCGCUUCCAAUUGCGAAUGAAGGUGCCUUCGACAUAAUAACAAACAGCGCACCGUUCUUCGCCCUCUACUACAUAUCCACACCACCGAGUGCAUCAAGUAACUGUAUUACCUCCAUCUCCACCGAAAAGCUCGUAGCGCGACAGAAAACCUCCACCGCACCAUCAAACACUAGCUCGUUUUCUGCGAAAGGGUGUGGAAGUCCCGUAUCAUAUGCCAAAUCUCGACCCGUCAGAAUGUCUCAGUCAGCACAUUCCUCCAGCGAGAAACGUCCAGCUUCUCUAUAA